Molecule: messenger RNA, 1113 nt
Organism: Penicillium soppii
Lineage: Eukaryota; Fungi; Ascomycota; Eurotiomycetes; Eurotiales; Aspergillaceae
Exons: 2
Coding region: 1-1113 (370 amino acids)
Source: RefSeq, a predicted model, not a curated record
AUGCCUUCCCGAGCUGCUAUGUUAGCUCUCUCUGCCCUGCUUCUGCGGGCUAUUCCCGUCGCCGUUGCCCAUCCUACACUAGGUGGAAAUCUGCCUUCAGCGGGGGAGUUUGAAUACUCAAACGUCUAUACCGAGCUCGAGAAUACCGACACUAGUGCGCCUUGGGGACAUGGUCAGCCUGGAGAUGUUGGCUCUCAUAAGCACAAGGGUGGUGAUUACUUAUGCGGUAGUGGUGGUAAAGGUAAUGGCGGAGAUGGUAGCUGGAUUGGUACUGUCACGACGAAGACUAUCACUGACUGCACCGCGACUCCUACGGCAACUAUCACAAUUACCAUUGACGGCAAUGGUUCCGGGACUGCCACUUUGACUGUCACCACUACCGAUACUGUCACUAUCACCACCGCUGAUACACGCCCCACCAAGACCGUCACCGACACGCUCACCGAAACAGUUAGUGACUGCGCGACGACAACAACAGAUGUCACCACCAUUACCGCGAAUGGUCCAACAGUUACUAAAACCAUUACCACCACGUCCGCUGGUCCAGCCGUCACUUCCACCGUGACUACUGGAGCAUCGACUGUCACUGAUCCAGGUUCCACAGUCACAGAGACUAGGACUAGGACCGAGACAGUCACUGACCAUGAAACCGACACCAUCACCAACAAUCAAGUCAUUACCGAAACCACUACUGCGACCCAGACUGAGACCCUAGGGGUAACCACCACCAUCACCAAUAGUCAAGUCAUUACCGAAACCACUACUGCGACCAAGACUGAGACUCUAGGGGUAACCACCACCGUCACUGCUGAUAACUGCUCGAACACUGGCGGUGCCGGCUUGGACUACGGAACCUGCUCGGACCCGACCAUUCUAUAUGAAUAUGGUCUGGAUGGACGUACCGACUACUCCUACACCACUGAGAACCAGGCUGACUUCCCAUUCGGCUCCGCGCCGGACAUCCGCACUCCGGAGGAUCUCAUCUGCAACCGUCUUAGGAGCCCGUGUAAUGCACCACAGGCCACUAUUGACCAGUGCUAUGCAGCCGAACAGGCCACUUCUGGUCUGACCGGACAGGAGGCCGCUGAUACCUGGAACUCGUUGAUGACCUAG